AUGGUGAACAUCACGGACAGCGUCGUCAAGUCGAAGAUCAACAUCGGCAUCGCCUGCUGGGGACUUAUCUGUGGAACGGCCCUGGCCCUGACUGUGCCACGCUUCCCACGUCGGAAGAUGUACCUCCUUUGCGCCUCGUCCUUGCUCUGCGUCUACAUCGCCUGGACGAUCUCGAUGGAGAGAUUCAUGACCACAGAGGCCAGGGCGGCAGCCAUUUUGACCAUUUUCUUCAUCUUCCUCUACUCACCCGCCUACAAUCUGGGAUACAACGCUCUGACCUACACCUACCUCGUCGAGCUCUUCCCCUACUUCGGUCGUUCCCGCGGUAUCUCGUGGUUCCAGUUCUACAGCCGUGGAGCCAGUUUCUUCGCCACCUAUGUGAACCCCAUCGGCCUUGAGCGCAUCCAGUGGCGCUGGCUGAUUGUCUACUCCUGCUGGCUGGCCUUUGAGGUCGUGAUCAUCUUCUUCUUCUUCCCGGAGACCCAGGGCCGUACUCUCGAGGAGUUGUCUUUCUUGUUCGAGGGCAAAGAAAAGGCCAACGAAGUCGCUGCCGCCGUCCACAAGCAGCUUGAUGAUCCGGGAGAGAACAAGGCGGGCACAGUCCAUACUGAGAUUCGCGAGGAGAAGGUUUAA
Aspergillus calidoustus is the source of this 633-nucleotide messenger RNA. The record is from the annotation of a GenBank genome assembly. Lineage: Eukaryota; Fungi; Ascomycota; Eurotiomycetes; Eurotiales; Aspergillaceae.